Messenger RNA from Ordospora colligata OC4, 312 nucleotides. Its product is annotated as histone H4. The transcript has a single exon. The record is from RefSeq and is a predicted model, not a curated record. NCBI's taxonomy places the organism in Eukaryota, Fungi, Microsporidia, Ordosporidae. Gene Ontology annotation, molecular function: DNA binding; protein heterodimerization activity; structural constituent of chromatin. Gene Ontology annotation, biological process: nucleosome assembly. The coding region runs from base 1 to 312 and encodes 103 amino acids.
AUGAAUUCGCAAAGCAUAUCUGCAAAGGGAAAGAGUAAGGCUGCAAAGGGAAUUGCAAAGAGACACAGAAAACAGGCAUCUGCUGCAGACAGCAUCUCAAAGCCAGCAAUAAGAAGAAUCGCCAGGCGUGCAGGUGUAAAGAGAGUCGGAGGCGGCUGCUUCAAGGAAAUAAACAAUGCUGGCAGAGCAUACAUCAAGGACGUCCUCUCCAUUGCAUUUGUUUAUGCUACACAUGCAAAAAGAAAGACAAUCACAUGUGCAGAUAUUCUUUAUUCUCUUAAACGAAUGGGUGUCAAGUACAUGGGAUACUAA